AUGCUGUAUACUGCAUUUUCUGAACUGGAGUUUCUUCCAGAUUCGGAGAGAAUGAGUGUGUGCCUAGUGGGUAGCUGGGCAAAAAUCCCGAAUGGAGAGGAUGGUCACGAAAUGGCGGAGAACAUUUUUCUCAACAGAGAUAAUAUCGUCCCUAUUCCAAGGGAUAAAGCUUAUCUAUCGGAUUUUCGUGAAAAGCAUCCAGAUGUCAAAGCUGCUCUUGUCAAUGGUAUCGAGCAUUUCGACGACCAGUACUUUGGGACUGGUGAGUCGGAAGCGAUUUGCAUGGAUCCCCAACAGCGUAUGCUAAUGCAAGGAGUGAUCCAAGCAUUGGAAAACGCUGGAAUCUCCAUUGAAAUGGCUUCUGAAGCGCGUGUGGCCGUUUACACUGCCGCUUGGUGCUACGACUACAAGGAUCUUCUUCCGCCAGAUCAGUACAUGGCAACUGGAAACUCGGCUAGUGUCAUGUGUGGAAGAAUCACCUAUUUUCUAAACUCUCGGGGAGCAGCUGUUGGAAUUGAAACUGCUUGCUCCUCGUCGCUUGUGGCUUUCCAUCUUGCACGACAGGCAAUUUUAUCGGGAGAAACCAAACUUGCCCUGGUCUGUGGAGCCAAUCAUGUUGGAUCCAGAUCUUUCCACUCUCUUUACAACUCUCAUAUGGUCUCUCCAAAUGGACGCCUUGCUGCUUUCGACCGUUCUGCUAACGGAUUUGUUCGAGCUGAAUCGUUCGCUGUGGCGGUUUUGUGCUCGAACCAGUUUGCAGCGGAAAAUAAUCUGAACAUCCACUGUGAAUGUAUUGGGUCAGCUUUCAACAGUGACGGAAAAACGCCUUCGCUUACCGCGCCAAAUCCAAUUUCGCAAUAUGAAGUUCAACUGGAAGCUUUGAAAGACAUUGACGUCAAUACAGUACAACUUGUGACGUGUCAUGGAACUGGAACUAAACUUGGAGACCAAGUGGAACUAACAGCUAUCAAAAAAUCAUUCAAACCGGAUAUCCGAGUAAUGAGCCCUAAAAGCUCUAUGGGACACGGAGAAGGCGCGGCCGGUCUAAUCGGCGUGCUUCAAUCGCUCUAUUCCAUGCAACAGGGUAUAAUUCCACAUCAACUCCAUCUUCAAUUGCCGUCCGAAGAUUUGGGAGAAGAGAAGUCUAUGGGAUUCGUAAACGAAGAAAUGGAUUUGACUAAGGUGGCGAUUAGCUCAUAUGGUUUUGGAGGAACCAAUGCAUGUGCUAUCAUUACGAAACCAAAACAAAGUACAAUGAAGCAAGAUGCAUAUGCGGAGUCAAAAGUUCUGUUUCUCUCUGCCAAGAGUCAUGAUUCUUUGAAGCUCCAAGUCAAUGAUGUCACUACAUUCUUGGAUCAGUCAGAUGCUGUCUUCGAGGAUAUUUUGUACACUUUUAACGAUAGAAAAACAAAAUACGAUGUGCGAGCAGCAGUAUUUGGAAAAAAUCGAGAGGAAAUGAUUAGAAAACUUCAAAGAGGAGAUUUCUCGCUAACAAAUUCUCAAGAAGGCACUUUCGAAGUGGAGUUCGGAGAGGGAAACGAGAAAUUGUGGUUGCUGAGAAUGCUUUAUGAGACAAAUGAGUCAUUCCACGCAGCUGUGGACAAAUAUUGUAAGCUAGCUGAAACAUGUGGUUUCCCAGAAGCAAGAACAGCCCUGUUCUUCCCCUUCAAGCUCACCUUAACACCUCUCACCUACAACAUCUCUCGUCUUAUAUCCAGUAUGGCGACUUUUGAACUUCUCGUGAAGUAUAACACUCUACCAGGCACGCUUCGAGGAAAAGGACUCGGCCAAGUUUUCUGCCUUGCCGCUGCCAAAGUAAUCAGCUUUGAGAGCGCCGUGCAGCUAAUCAAAGGAGUGGUGGCAGAAGCAAAUCUCAGUGACAUCAUCAGCCAGAUUGAGAUUAAAGCAUCGAAAAUUCCGAUUGAGAUUCAGCACUCGAAGAGCACUGUGAAGAAAAUACUUCCGAUUCACAUUUCGGGCGAGCUUAAGGAAACUGCUAUCCCUAAUCUGAUGUCAUUUGUGGUGAAUGGAGAGGAAGUGGCCGAGUUGGAUCCCAUUAAAAAAGUCCAAAAACUCAACUGCCAGCUUUUCGCAUCCGGCUUCGAUCCAGCUCUUCAGUUUCGGGGACAAAUCGUCAAAACUCCUGGAUACUCAUUUCUCAAGAGAAAGUUUUGGCCAGAGCCACUAAGCAAUGCGAUUGCUGAGGCUGUCGAAGAGGAAGCAAACACAGGAAUAUCUGCUGCUGAAAUUGAAACAACAGUAAAAACAAUUGUCAAGCAAUUUUUGGAUAUUGAUGAAGAUGAUAUUAAUCUCCUGGAAACAGGCGCUGUCGAUUCCUUGACAUCCAUUGAAAUGAUUGAGGCAUUUGGAACUGCUGUAAAUCAAACAAUGCCUUUUGAUUUGUUGGAGAGUUAUCCAACCACAAAAGAUAUUAUCGACUUUCUGAAAACUCUCGUUUCCUCUAACCCAGUACAAAAAACCACAAACGCGGUGGCUAGAAAAGCUACAGGAGCUGUUUCUACGGACACCGAUGUGAAUGUGAUUGCCGCUGACUUUAUGUUUGCAGGAGUUGAUGGAGAGAAAGAACUUUGGGAUACUCUUCUCACCUCUAAACUUGUAACCAACAAAAUUUCGGAAACCAGGAAGAAACAAUGCGAAGGAAAUGCUGGUCUAGAAGUCGGAUUGCUCAAACAAGACAUUUCGUUAUUCGAUAACUCUUUCUUCUCUGUCGCAAAGGAUGAAGCUGAAUUCGUUGAUCCUCAACACCGUCUGCUUCUACAUUCAGCUUACAAUGCAUUAGAAAAAUCUGGUCUCUCUGCGAUUCCUGAUGCAGAUCUAUUCCUAGCUAUUAGCGCUCACUCUGAGUACCGUGCUCUCGCUGAAAAGCUUGUUGAUGACCUAGACGAAAGACUAUGGAUGGGAACUGUACACAGUAUGGCAGCUGGACGAUUAGCAGCAUUAUUGGGCAUUCGGGGUCGUGCGGUAAUUGUCGACACGACGUGUUCAUCUAUAGCCACUGCCCUCGAAAUGGCAGUUAAUUCAAUAAGAGAAGGAAAAAAACAUGCCGUGGUCGCUACAAGCCAACUGAUCCAAUCAUCCAAAUGGUUGUAUUCUUUAAGAACUUUGCUGGACCACCAUAACACAAAAUCGUUCGCAGUUGAUGGCACCGGAUUUUGUCGAUCAGAUGGUGUCGGAAUGAUCAUUCUCAAAGCUGCGGAAACUGGGGACUCAGCACUUAUUCGAAUUUCCUACGCUAAAAGUCAUCACUGCGGUGCUGUUAUCACUCCGGUGGUUAGCUCGAUUUCUCAGCUGUUGGCGGAUGUUGGUGAUGUUUCAUAUGUUGAAGGACAUGGAACAGCAACUUCCGCUGGUGACAGUGCCGAGUCAAUGGCCUAUAAAACGAUGGGAAAAGAAUUGAUCAUGUCUUCAGUUAAAGCUCAAUUCGGGCAUUGUGAAGUGGCAUCCGGACUGAUUCAGCUCAUGAAAGUCGCAUCAUUAAGCAAACAUGGACUGGUUCCCGCCAUUGUUCAUAAUUACCUACCAAAUGAACAUAUAAGGAACAAUGAAGAUAUUCGUCUUCCAUUCGUCUCUGAAGAAAGUGAAGUUAAAGAUUCAGCUAUUGUUUCGUUUGGUAUCACUGGUACCAAAACAGUGGUAACCACCAAGAAAGUUAUCGAAGUUGAGCAUGAAAACUCAUCAAACUGUUUCCUACUACCAAUUAGUGCAAAAACAAAAGAAGCAUUGAAAAGAGCAACUGCUGAUUUGAUUGGAAUGAUAGAAAAUUCUUGUGAGAGCCUUCAAGACAUUUCGACAACUUUGCAAAAACAGAAAACUCAUUUCAAAUGGCGCAGUGCAGUUGUUGGAUGUAAUCACUCAGCAGUUGUCAAGAAUUUGAAAAAGCUACUCACCAGCGAUAAAUCCAGUCUAGCAUCCAACUGGCACAUUUCCACCACUCCCUUCUCUAUCGGAUGCUCAUCAUUUUUCAACAAUGUUCCAGAAUUUGAAGAGCAUUAUACCAUGUUCUGCCAUCGGCUCCGAUUUGAACCACACUCUAAUGAAGGAUCAGUCUAUCAUAUGCUAUCUGUUACAUAUGCACUGAUCAAAAUUAUCCUUCAACACAAACUAUCUUCUUCAUUUGCGGUUGGUGGAUUCAACAGUUUAUUAGUGUUGGCGGCAAUCGAUGCUGCACCAUCCCACUAUCUCAAUGAUCUUCUUCACGCAUUCGCCAACAAUGACAUCCGACAGAUGAAGAGAAUCGCUAGGGAUGUUACAAUUUCUGUGGAAAAUGUGGAAGUUUUGACUUUAAAGGGAGAACCAAUCACAACUGCUCGACAAGCGGUUGAUGCCACAAUUGACAACAAACCAACUAACGUUAGGCUAUCAGAAAAUACUCUGAUAUUAUCUCCAAAUGAAGAAUACCCCUACACCGAGUCUCUUCAGAACAUCAAAGAAUAUUUCAACUUUAUUGGAGAAAAGUUCAUCAGAGGAUCCCAAAUCGAAUUUUUCAGUAUCUUCGGGAAACCAUCAAAGUUGAUUUGUUUACCUGAAUAUCCAUUCAAUCGAAAUUCCUUCUGGCUACCGAUCCCUGAGAAUCAUGCAACAAAUACAAUUCCCAUUGCAGUUCCAACCGAAUAUGAGUUUCUUCUGAAAUCUGAAAAAUGGAAUCAUGUCAAGAAUCAUAUGGUUGAUUCAAAAAUUGUGCUUCCUGGAGCAACGUCUAUUCGCUUGGUUCAUCAACUUCAUGGGAAACCAUCGGUUGGAUUAUCCAAUAUUGACUUUUUGACAAAGAUUACUCCUGCUGAAACACCAACUACCGUAAAACUGAAGAAACAAGACGGAAUGACAACAUUGUGUUUUGGAGAACAUGAUGCUAUCAGUUUUAACUUCAUGGAUUCGCAAAAUUUUGAUUUAAUUCCAAAUGAAAGAUUGAAUGCUGAAACACAUCAUGGCGAUGAUAUCUAUGAGCGAUUCUCCAAAAGUCAUCUAACCUAUCGGAAUGAGUUCCAAAUGCUCAAUUCGUUGAGAUACACUAUGGGCCGAGGAGAAGCGAGAUUUGUAGAAAUGAAGGAUCUCGAUAUUCUCAUUGACGGAACACUUCAAGCCAUCGUUGGCUGCUAUUUCUUCGAGAAUCCCAACGACCACAGCCCAUUUGUUCCGUUUACAGUUGACAAAUGUUUCAUUGCAAAUGGAGAAGUUUCUCAAAAACAGUUGCACACAAUUCUUACAUAUGAUUCGUCAGAUAACUUUAUUACUGGCAGUGCUACAGUGUAUGAUAUGUUGGGAAAUGUCAUCCUUCACAUUUCCAACGUGACAUUUAAACGACUCGAUAAACAAUCACCACUUUCGACGACAUCAAAAACAGUUGACACAUCAAAAAUAACGAAGAGAGUAGAGAAUGAGAAUUUGAAACGGGAAUCUAAAAAUAUGCUUCAUUUAUGGUUCGAAGACAACUUUGGAUGGACUGAUAUCGACAACACAACAGGAUUCUUUGAUCUUGGUUUGACUUCUAUUCAAGCAGUAAAAUUGAGAAAUGCGAUAAAGUCAAAUUAUCCAAAUGCUUCAUCAACUUGUGUAUUUGAUUAUCCGAGUAUUGAACUUCUUUCGGGAUAUCUUUCAACACUCAAUGAUCCACCAACUAUUGAGAAUGAAGACGAGGAUGUAGAAGAUGAUAACAAGGAAUUGGAAGAUGAUAACCCAACACGUUUGGCACAGAGCCCUAUCGGAGUAAUGUCUGCUGCUUGUCGUUUGCCAGGAGGGGUUUCAUCUCCUGCCGAGCUCUGGGAGCUCCUCAAAAUUGGUAAAAAUGCUUCAUCAAGAAUCCCAGCAACUAGAGUUCCCACAAGGAACACGUUGAUAUCAGGAUCAAAAUACGGCAACCCUGUGGAAGGAGGGAACUUCAUCACACAGGACGUCACCCAGUUUGACCCUGCAUUCUUUAAAAUUUCAAAGAGUGAAGCCGAAUUAAUCGAUCCUCAGCAAAGAAUUCUUUUGGAAUGUGUACAGGAAUGCCUGGAGAAUAGUGGUGUCACCGAGACAAGCAAUGUUGGAGUGUUCGUUGGUUUGAUGGAAAAAGAGUAUCAAGAUAUGAUGGAGUCCUCCUCGAUUCUUGCUAUGCUCGGAUCUAUGGCAGCUGUGAUUGCUGGACGUGUGAAUUAUGUCUUUGGAUCUUUCGGUUACAAAUAUCCAUGGUUAAUUUCAGGACCAUCUGUGACUAUUGACACUGCAUGCAGUUCCUCUCUUGUUGCUUUAGAAAUGGCUGUCAAUGCCUUGUUGGAUAACAGAUGUUCCAAAGUUAUUGUGGCUGGAGUCAAUUUAAUUUUAAAUGAGAAGGGACAAGGACUGCGAACCAACGGAAAAAUGCUCUCCCAGCAUGGAAUGUCUUUGAGUUUUGACUCUAGAGCAUCCGGAUACGGUAGAUCUGAUGGAUGUGUUGUUUUGAUGCUGGAAUUAGCCAAACCGAACUUCCACUACAUGUCCACUAUCCAAGCCGUGAACGUGAACCAUGGAGGUAGAAGUGUAUCAUUGACAGCUCCAAAUGGAACUGCCCAUAAAAUGUUGCUCACGUCGGUUAUCAAACAAAGUCCAUCUCUUGCGAUCGAUUAUUGGGAGGCUCAUGGAACCGGUACACCAUUGGGAGAUCCAAUUGAAUUCAAUACACUUUCUUCGAUUCUACAAAAUAUAAUAAUUGGAUCCGUGAAAGCGUCGUUGGGACACGGAGAGGCUUCUGCUGGAACUUGUGGUUUAUUGAAACUCUUCAUGAUGCUCACGUAUCAAUAUGUUCCUACUCUUAUCCAUUUCCACGUUCUCAACAAAGACAUCAAUGCUGGAAGCAUCCGACUUCCUAUCAUCGGAGAAGAAGCUGAAUUGGUUUCUGCUGGAAUCAGUUCAUUCGGAGUCAGCGGAACAAAUGCUGCGGCCAUUGCAUUCAACGAUAACAACAAGUUAGAGCCAUACACUCCGAUUCACAAGUACUACAUUCUGCCGAUAUCUGCAAAGAAUCAAUCUUCUCUCGAUCAACUAGAGAAGCAAAUUCUAUCUGUCAUCCCUAUGACCGAUGUUCCUAUCAGCAGUAUUGCUAGUGCUUUGGCCAAUAACCGAAACCAUUUCAACAUUCGCAAUGCUCUAAUGAUUUCUCACUCCGGCACAGUAAUUUCGAAAAUUGCUGGAAAACCCCAUCGGGUUGCAAAGAAAGAUCGAUUCCAUGUGAAGCUGGGAGAAAACAUUAUUUACCCCAACCUUCUACAGUAUGAUGUCAUUCAUGAGAUGUAUACUGUAGCUGCGUUAAAGAAUCCGCAAUCAUUUGCAAUGAAGUUUGCAAUUAUCAAAUUCCUGGUAUCACUAUCAGAGUUCAUCGAAGUGGUUGCUUCAGACACUGAAGAACUUUUGGCGAUUCUUCUCGCAGAUGGUUCACUGAAAUGGGAGAAACUAGAUAAGAAGAUAUUUGAUUUGCCUGUUGGCAAUUUACUAAAUGAGCUGGCAGACCUAAAUUUGAAUGGAACCACUUCAUCUGCUAUCAAGUCUUAUCAGACACAGCCGGAAUCUUCAACAGUGGACAGUCCGACGAAAGUUAUGCAAAUGAUAAUGAGCCUCUACGUAGCUGGAUAUGAUUUGGACUGGAGCACUGUAUACUCUCCCGUGGAACGGUUUGUCGCUCUUCCAAAUUAUUCAUUCAACAAGCAGACGCUGUGGUUCGAAGAACGAGGAGAAAUCGUGGAUCACUACUUGAUUGGAACUGUUGAGGAGGAAACUGAAGACACCUUGAUUCUUAAGAAUCAAAUUUCGGAACUACGUCAUCCUCAAUUCUUUAAGGGAAAACCACUCGACGUUGGAACAAUGACCGAGAUUGCAAUUGACGCUUUGAAAAUCAGAAAUGAGAUUCCAUUCUCUAUUCAAAACCUAAAAACUGAACAAUUAUCACUGACUAAACCUGCAUGGCUCAAGACAAUUGUGAAGAAAGAGGAAGAUGAUGAAGUGUUCACUGUUUCUGCUUUCAUUGAUGACAAGAAACUUUUCUCGUUGACUGCUUCUUCCAUGGAGAUUGACAAUAUUGAGCUGCCAGCCGUUGAGGUUCAAAUUCCGGACAAGGUUGUGUACUUGAAAGAGUGCCCGAACGCAGUCAUCAGAAGACAAAGAAAUAUGAUUUAUGUUGACUCACGAUCAGAAGUCUCACCAUUCCGUACUGCCAAUAUUGUGCUGAACGAAAUUAUUGGGUUUGCUCCAACUCCGUCUGAUAUGUUUGUGGAGAUCCUCGGAAUACUCCCGCCAGUUUAUUAUAUGGUUCAAGUGGACGAUGGUGCUCUAUGGCAAUUCCAGGUGAGGAAAAUGGACAUGUGCAGAGCAUCAUUAAAAAAAUUCAAAUUUCAGAUGAUCUCUCAAGAAAAACAAGUGUUAUCCAACAUUUACGUGCUCAAAGAUGCCAAGGGAUUGGAAGUGCCAACUAUCAGAAUGCAUAAGAAAUCUACGCUGUUGUCAUCUCAAGAAACCAGUCUGGUGGCUGCAAAAACGCUUCAAAUGGCAGUCAGAAACAAGGUUUGUUUGGCUGUGGGCGAUGUCAUUGACUCUGGUUUGGAAAUCGAUGAGAGUCAGAUGAGUACAGGUUUCUCAGAACUCGGUAUGGAUUCACUGGCGACAGUGGAUCUAUUGAAUCGAUUGAACCAGAAGUACUUCCCAGAAAUUGAGUUAACCACCAGUGACUUGUUUGAUAAUCCGAACAUUAUCGAUUUGUCCAUUAUGAUUGAGCAACUACUAAAUGAAAAAGGAAUCACUGAGCCAGCAACCCCAAAGAUUUUUCUUCGUGAACGCAAACUCUCGAUCCCAGCUGUCAGGGCUCAGGAACUUGCCCAGAUUGAAUUUGUGAAAAACUACAAAGCACAACAGGAGCAGGAAAAAGAAGAAUCCAAGAAAAAACUCGAAAAUGACUUGGAAACACAGCUCCAACAAGAAUCUGAGGUGGAUAGAAACGAUAUUCGCCGUAAAAUUUCGUCUGCAGUAUUUGAUUUGGCUACUGACAGCUUAACUUCUGAAGAUUUGGACUCCAAAGGAUUCACUGAUCUUGGAAUGGAUUCUCUCUCAAUUGUUGACUUUGUGAAUCGAUUAAAUGAGAAAUAUUUCCCAGAAGAUGAAAUCACCGCAAGUGAUGUGUUUGAUUAUCCCACAGUUGAUGAACUGGCAGAUCACAUUGUAAGGAAGAAAAGUGUUUCUUUCCCAUUGCAUCCCGCAUCUGGGGAAACCAUGAACGGAGUGGAGAAUCCGAUCCAAAAUGAGCCAGAAGUCGAGCAACUUACACAAUCUUACAUUCUAAAAAAUAGCCCCACUGGCUUCAAACUUGAUUACCUCCUAACAUGGUCGGGAUUAGGAUUACAAUUGUCAAACCCAUCAAGCUCGAAUUUUAUUCUAGCUCUCAACAUCGAUGGUGGUCAGGAUAAAGAACUUCGGAAGAUGCUUGCUGAGAAACAAAACAUCUUGAUUAACUUUGACAAACUACAAGAUAGUUCAAUUGAGACUAUUUACAUGAGUCUGCUGAAUUUUGUGAAAACUUUAUCGAAAAGCAAAAUCAAGUGCAAUUUUGGAGUGUCUGGAGAGUUCAGUCUUGGAAAUUCAAUUGCCAGAGCGUUCAUGAAAACAAUCUCAUCUGAAAAGUACCCACUUAUCAGUUUUGAAUGGGAUCAGAAAAUCCAACAAGUCAGCUUUACCGACUCAAACUCUUCGAUUCCUGGAAAUUGGUUGAUUACCGGAGGGUUGAGUGGUAUAGGAUUCGAGAUUGGAAAAUUCUUGGGGAACAGUGGAGCUGAAAACGUUAUCCUGAUCAGUCGAAGACAGCCAAGUGCCGAUGUGCUGAAAGAGAUCAAAACGUGGACAGCUAAGGUUCACACAAUAGCAGCUGAUGUCAAUAAUAAGAAAAAAUUGAUUGAAGAGCUAACCCGUGUUAACGUUGAUGUUACUGGAAUUAUUCAUUCUGCUGGAGUACUCAAAGACUCUAAAAUUGAGAGACAGACUAAAGAUUCAUUCAAUGAAGUUUUCAAACCAAAAGCUGACGGUGUGAAGGUUUUGGAAGAAAUUGAGAAGCAUUUCAGUUAUAAGAUCGAACAUUUCAUUAUGAUGUCAUCAUUCACUGCAGCUUGUGGAAAUGAAGGUCAGCUCAAUUACGGAGUUGCUAAUGCUUUCCUGGAACAUCAUGUCCAACGCCGUCGCCGUGAGGGAAAAUCAGGAUGUGCUAUUCAAUGGGGAAACUGGAUUGAUACCGGAAUGGCUACAAACCCACAAGUACGGAAGUUCCUAGCGGAUCUUGGAUUUUUGGGUCAACACAACAAGGAUGCAUUGAAAUAUUUGAAGGCUUGUAUUGAAACAAAGCCAGAAAUUGUCAUGGUCGCUAAUAUUGCCUGGGAUGUUAUAUUGAAGAAUCGCAAAGAUUUGCCCAGAGAUCUUAUCAUCAAUGGAAUUCUUCCCUUCUCUACAGUCACAAUUGAAAUGAAUGGAAAUGAACAAUCUCCGACUUUCUCCGAUAAUUUUGAAGAAGUUUCAAUUAAUGUGGCUGUUGAAGAUGCAGAUGAGGUUCUGGAACUUUUGAAAGAGAAAGUUUCUGAAAUUGUGAAAUGUGCUCCAAGUAAACUGAAAAGCAAUAAGAAUAUCAUGGAUUUGGGGAUGGACUCGAGACUGCUGGUGGAGUUUUUGAAUUAUAUUAACUUGACUUUCAAAAUCAAAUUGAACUUGGCCGAUGCCUACAAUUACUCAACAUUGGAGAAGUUGGCAGCUUGCAUUUUCGACAAACUGAGCAACACUGCGGAAGAAAGUCCAAUGGGUCAAGACGAGACUCAAGAAGAGACACUCGUGGAUAAAAGAGAGACGAAAUCUACAGAUUUCUGUCCAUACUUCGGUGUAAAUGUUUUCUUUGAUAAAAAAGAAAACUUGGAAAAAGCAAAAUCUGAAGCUGUUAAAUGUUUGGUGUCCGGAAAAACAUUACCGGCAGCUGGAAACUUUGCGAUUCCAGUCAUUGGAACUUCCAUCUCGGAUGUUAUCAGCAAAAUCAAAGCUGCAACUGAAACGCAAGUGAAGACUUGCCAAAGAAAAUCGAAAUGCGUUUUGAUGCUCACUGGCCAAGGAUCGCAAUAUCCACUAAUGGGAAGACAACUGGUCGAGAACUAUGAAGUUUUCAGAGCCACGUUGCAAUCCUGCUUAGCUAAAUGUGAUGAAUAUUUGCAAGGAGAAGUCAGCCUUUGGGAGAUUCUCUUCAACACAGAACACUAUAAGCUUCUCCAACUCACAAAACAUAUGCAACCAAUUAUGUUUAGUUUUGGAAUUGCAACUGCUCAGCUUUGGUUAUCAUUUGGGUUAGUACCUGACUACUAUCUCGGUCAUAGUGUUGGAGAACUUGCUGCUGGAGUGCUCGCCGGUAUAAUGACUCUUGAAGACGGUCUUCGUCUCAUUGUGGAACGUGGAAAAGCAAUGGAAAACAUCGCUGGACUAGGAGCUCUUCUUGCCGUUCAACGAGAAAUUGCUGAUGACGUGCUCCGAAAAUUCAAAGUCUCAGUGGCAAUCAUCAAUAGUCCAAAACAAGUUGUUUUCGCAGGAACAAAACCCGAGCUAGAUUCGGCAUUGGCUUUCGUAAAGGGGCAGGGCAAACAAGGCACAUUCGUGAACCAACGCUACCCCUUCCACUCUAGUCUAAUCGAUGAGACCCAUCUGGUCGCCCUGCGCAAAUGUCUCGCAGACAUACGAUUUCGGCAGGGGGCGACGCGUUUGGUAAGCAAUGUGACGGGGCAGAUAAUUAAUACGUUUUCGGAGGCCUACAUCAUCAAACACACCAUCUCCGCCGUGAAAAACAUUUUCAGGUUUGUGGAUUGUGUAGAGACUUUGCGAAACGACGGAGUGGCAGUAUGGAUAGACGCUGGACCAGCUGCGAUUCUGGCUACUUUUGUCAAACGGAUCAUUGUUCCGGCAGAACUGUCAAAACAUCGAAUUGUGCAAACAUGCAAAGAAAAAGAUUCCGAUGUAGAAACUCUUGUCCAAUCCUGUUUGGAAUUAGAGCAGUCUGGAUUUGAGAUUUUAUGGCCAAAAGUUUAUGGAUGUGAUACCGAUACUGAUGCACCACUGGCUCAUUUUCCUGUAGUUCAAAGCGAUACAAUUCAAAACCAUGAAUUCGAAAUUUUGGAGGGUCAUCGCCUUAACGGGAAAAUAAUUGUUGCUGGAGCAUACCAAAUGUUUAAAAUGGAUCAACUCGUCAAAUCCAAAGCCUCAGGAUUGGACUUAGUUCUGAAAAAUGUGAAAUUUGUGAAACCGUGGUACAUUGAGGAUUGCAAAGCUUUUCUGAUCCGCUGGAACUCGGACAUGUCAAUCGAGCUGGUCGUGAAUUCCGUCACUGUAUGUUCUGCUAAAGUUGAGAUGAAGGAAGGAGCCCUGGAAAUUCAGGUCAUUGGAGAAAACGAGAAGCCUUUUGACGUCCAUGAGUUCUACGAAACACUCUAUCGUAACGGAUUACAAUAUGAAAGCGGAUUCAGAAGAAUGGAUGAUUCAAAACGAUCGGACAAACGAUGCUUCUCAAGUCUAAAACCAUCUCCGUUUGCUUGGCCGCUCAUCGAUUCAGCUAUGCAUUCCAUAACUGCCAGUGUUGUUCCUCGUCGUCCUGACAGCUACUUCUUACCGGUUGCUAUGGGACAAGUCACUUUGAAACAAGAAGAGGAUUUCAAAUUGAAAAAUCUCAAUGCACAAACUGUGAUCACUUCGGAAACUGACAAAUUCAUCCAAGUUAAUGUUGUUCUGGUUGCUGGAGACCAAAUCAUUUGCGAGGUGCGAAACAUGACAAUUGUGGUACUCAAACUGGUCCCAGCCGAAACUCCAACACCGACGCCAACGAUUGCCAAAGAGGCCAAAAAAUCGGAAAUUGAAAUCGUAGGCUUUGAUAUUACGCUUCCUUACAAUCAGUUGUCAACCAAUAACGAAAAUUGGAGUUUUCUAAAAACCAAUAGAGUCAAACAACCGCUUCAAACCCGAAACGCUAAAACUGAAGAACGAGUAGCUUUGCUUGAUGCUGAUCUCCGCUACUGGGAUCCAGAAUACUUCGGCAUUCGUCCAAGUGAAGCUGGAUACCUAGAUUCUCAACAACGCUUGCUUCUCACCAGUGUUGCCAAGCUUCUUGACUCAUUGUCUAUUUCUAGUCUUCCAAGUAAAACCGGAGUGUUCAUUGGAUGUUCAACCUAUGAGUUUUCUCAAAUUGUAUAUGCUCAUAAUCAGGAAAAUCCAAGAGCAGAAUGGGGUGGAGGCACUUCGAAUUCCGCUCUAGCUGGGCGAAUUGCUCACUGGCUAAAACUGAAAGGACCCGUUCUGACAGUGGAUACCGCUUGCUCAUCUUCAUUUCACGCUUUAUCGUCUGCUUGCGAAACUAUCCGUUCAGGUCAAUGCGAAUGUGCAAUCGUUGGUACAGUCAAUUUAGUUUUGCAUGAAAUGACAUCCAAUGUGCUUCAAAAUGCUCAAAUGACGGUGCAAGACUUUUGCAAAGCUUUUGAUGUUGAUGCAAAUGGAUACAAGAGAUCAGAAGCGGUUUGCACAUUGCUGAUAUCAAAAACUGGAAAACUGAAAAGUAUGGCCAGUAUUGUGGAUUGGGCAGUUGGUCACAACGGGAACAGUUCUUCUUUGUUCACACCAAAUGGAAUAUCCCAACUGGAAAUUAUGAAAAAAGCUACAAGCAACACCCGUGAUAUCAUUGGUGUCGAAACCCAUUGUACUGGCACAAAACUCGGAGAUCCUAUUGAGCUCAGUGCAAUCUCAAAGUUAAUUUCAACUGAUUGCUCAAUAAGCAGUAGCAAGUCAAACAUCGGUCAUGCUGAAGGUGCAAGUGGGCUCGUUUCUCUCUGUACCCUGUUAAUGUCUCUGCAGACAAAGUACAAAAUGGCACAACUGCAUUUGAAAUGCCCAACUGAAGUGAUAACAAAAGGUGCACUACAUUGUCAAUUUGUUGGUGAAGAUCUGUUAGCUGACGAGCACUCGGCAUUCCUUAUCAAUAAUUUCGGUUUCACGGGCUCUAACUGUUCUUUGGUCAUCAAACCAAAACAAAAUGAUCCCGAAAUUCACGAAUCGAAAGAUGUGUUCUAUCCAAUGCUCUUAUCAGCGCACACUAUAAAAUCUUUGGAGAGAUAUAUCAGUGUAUUCAGAGAAUUCGUAGCAUCUUCUUCUGCAUCUCUCCGUGAUAUCAUGCUCUCUCUUCUCCAAAAGAAGGUUCACGUACACCGACAAUUUUUGAUCUACAGCUUCAAAAGAAAACUUGUUUCGGAUCAAUUUGAUGAUGAGAGAUGGAACCCAAUAAGACAGCGUUGCAUGGUUUUUGUCAAAGAAGGAACAACUGUGUUCGAGAAAGCAACUCAUUUUCAAAGAGUUCAACUACCACCAAUUGUCUUCAAUAAUAGUCUUCAUUGGAAAUUGAAUCCAUUCCAUGAUGAAAUUGGACAACAACCUUGCGUACCUCUCCGGGAAAUAUUCUUCGAGAAGGUGCUAGUAGAAAAAGCCGAGAAUAAUGAACCUCCAAUGAGAAAUGUCGCUUGCGUUGGGCGACUAACUCUCAUUCCGAAAAUUGAAAUGGAAGAGGUCUCUUGUUUUCUAAACGGAAUAAUUGUGUUCCAUCCACUCUCCAAUAGUAUUGAAGAAUUUUUGAAACUCACAGAGCUAUGGAGUCUAGUCAGUCCGGAUCAAAAUAGUGUUAUCAUUGUGGCCUGCUUCAAAAAUGGAACUUCUCAUACCGAAUGGACAGGAGUGCUGCGAUCUUUGGCAUCAGAGAAGCCAAUACUCUACAAAUUUGUGUCAAUCGACCAUGUCGAUCAUUUGAAAAAAGAGUUCAACUACCAAGAUGUCUUUGAAUCCAUUUUUUACUCCAAUGGUUCACGUUAUGUUGAAAGAUUAAAAAGGCUCACACCAACCCCACAAAAAAUGGAAGAAAUCGAGAAGUGCCUGAUUUCUGGAGGAACUGGUGGAAUCGGAAAAGCUGUUUUAAACGAGAUCAAACCCAAAAAGUCAGUCAUCAUCACAAGAAAAGAACCAAAAGAAGAGGAAACCAAAUCUUACUUGUCUUCAGAUGUCGCUGAUUUUAUUAGUCAUUCCAAAUUUGAUCAUGUGUUCCAUUUUGCUGGAACCGUCAAAAAUGCAUCUCAUCUAAAUAUCAAAAAAGAUAUUCUAGAAGAAAUGGUGUUGACAAAAUUUCAAGGAGCCAAAAAUCUGAACCGAUGUUGCUCAAAAUUAGGAAAGUUCUACUUUUCAUCGUCAAUCGCUUGUAUUCUCGGUUCGUUUGGACAGUCUAAUUAUACAUUUGCAAAUGGUUUGGUGAACUCAUUUUUGGAGAAUUUGUCUCGAAACACUAAAAUCAUACACUGGGGACCUUGGAAAGAAGUUGGUAUGCUGGCCAAAUCAGAGUGUGAUGAUAUCAAAAAGCAAAUCGAGAUGAAUGGAUGGAUUCCGCUUUCAAAUUCAGAUGCCUUGUCGGUGUUUUCAACAGAUCUGAUAAAUUCCAAACAUCAAGUAAUUGUUUUCGAUGGAAACUUUGAAGAAAUUGUGUCCCGACAACCACACCUACAGAAUUUGUUGUCUGAAAUAGUUCUGAAAUCAACUGCUCAGAAGAAACAAUUUUCCGACUUUGAAUCCAUUUUCUACGAUGUCGUCGGCAUUAGGGACAUGAACGAUAAGAAACAUAUUCCAUUCAUGGAUCUUGGAAUUGAUUCUUUGUGUAUGGAAAAUCUACGACACACUCUCAACGUACACCUCAACCUGGAAUUGAAUGUUUCUGAAAUUUUUGAAAACGCCACAUACGAAAAAUUGAAGAAUUAUGUGGCCAGUAUGCUGAAAUCGAAAUCUACUGAGAAAUCAAGCCCGAAAAAAAGCGAUAACAUCACUAAUUUUAGAGAAAAUGAUAAUCGUGUAGCUGUGAUUGGAUGGAGUGCAGAAUUUUCUGGAGCUGAGAAUAUUGAAGAAUUCUGGGAAAACCUGCUAGAUGGCGUAGUAUCCACUGGCAAAGAAAACAGUCUGCUGAAAUCUCCAUUUGGUUUUGAUAAUAAAUUCUUCAACAUCACCGAUGAAGAUGCCAAAAUGCUGGAUCCUCAAGUGAGGAAAUUCAUCCAACACUCGUACUUGGCAUUAGAAAAUUCUGGAUACGUUGAUAAGCGGCAGGAUCUGAAAUUUGCAGUUUUUGCUGGAUCGGAACCAUCUGACUAUGGAAGACCGGAAUCUCAAAAUGAUGCAAUGAGAAAACUAUUCGUUAUGAACAUGAACAACUAUCUUGCCAGCUACGCAUCCUACUGUCUUGAUUUGAAGGGAGAAACUGUAUCUGUGUACAGUGCGUGUUCAACAACUUUGGUGGCUGUGGCAAAUGCAGUGAAAACGAUCCAAAGUGGUUCUGUGGAUUACGCAUUAGUGGGUACAGCGUCAAUUGCAGAAGCUUCCGAAUGUCUUUCUGGAAAUAGUGAUGAGAAGAAAACAAUAUUCUCAAAAUCUGGAAUAUGUAGACCAUUCGAUAGAAACUCGGAAGGAAUCGUGAGAGGAUCUGGUGUUGGAUGUUUGGUAUUGAAAAAAUAUUCAGAAGCAAAAAAAGACAACGACAAUAUUCACUUUGUUAUCAAAGACUUUGCAAUCAGUAAUGAUGGAAUUUCUCGUGCUAGCUUCAUGGCACCAAAUCCAGCUGGGCAGCAGAAGUGUAUGACGGAAGUUUUGGAAAAGUUGACACAAGAAGAGAUGAAUAGAAUCGAGUAUGUGGAGUGUCAUGCCACUGGCACGACACUCGGAGACACCAUUGAGAUGAAUGCGCUUCAAACAGCAUACUGUUUCAAGAAAAAUCUACAAAUUGGUUCAUGCAAGGCUAAUAUCGGACAUGCUUAUGCAGCAUCUGGGCUGGCAUCUUUGAUCAAGUGCGCAAAGAUGCUACAAACUGGAAAAGUUCCCCCGCAAGUGAACUUCUCGGAAUUUCGUGAUAGUUUUGGAACCUUUUUCAAUGUUUCCACACAGAAGUCAUUUAUACAAAAUGAUAGUUUUAUUGCGAUUGACUCAUUUGGAAUUGGAGGUACUAACGUUCAUAUGAUUAUUGAAAGGCUAGGGAUCAGAGAAGAAAAAAAUGACGAUGACGUGGAAAAUGUGAUCCUCCCAAUUUCGGCGAACUCAAAAGCUUCUCUAGUUGAAGCUAUUAAAACAAUGGAAGUUCAAUUGAAAAAAUCUAACCUCAACAAACUUUCCUCAACCCUUCUUCAUCAUAGAAACCAAAUGAACUUUCGAGCAUUUAUCAUCGCUUCAAAAAUCAUUGGAAAAGUUCAAAUCAAAAGUUUCUCUAAAAUCAAAACAUCUAUGAAAUCUCCAAAAAUUGCAUUAUUUUUCGCUCCACAAGGAAUUCAAUUUGCCAACAUCUUGCCGCAUGAGUAUGUACAUAAUUUUGAUUUCAAAUCUUCAUUGGAGAGACAUUGCAAAACUGCAGAACAUCUUGGAGUGUCCAACCUUCUAGAAAUUUUAUACCCUGGGAAUUAUGAAAAUGAGGAUCUCAUCCAAGACACUCUUUACUCUCAAAUAUCACUUUUUGUUCAAUGUAUGGCAAUUUUCGAAUGCUUGAAAGCUGUGAUCAAACCACAACUUCUCAUCGGCCAUAGUGUGGGAGAAUACGCAGCGGCGGUUAUCUCUCAAUGCAUAUCGGAAGAAGAAAUGAUGGAACUCUUGAUAGAAAGAUCAAAUUUAAUCAGUCAAACCCAAAAAGCUCGAAUGUUGAUGGUAUGGAAUUAUGAAGAAGAACUUCCAAAUAGUGUGGUAAUAUCCGCCAUAAUUGAUCCCAUCACAAAAUGCAUUGUUGGUCCAACCGAAGCAAUUGACGAACUUGAGAAAACUUUCAAACUCUGCCAAGUCAAGUACCGCAACAUCAAAACAAAUCAUGGAUUCCAUUCUAAAAUGCUUCAACCUGUCUCCCAAAAAUUCAAGAAUCUCUGCUUAUCUUUGCCUUCCGAACCUCCACGAAUUCCAAUUAUUUCAAGCAUCACUGGUCAGCGGAUAAAACGAUUCGACGCUGAAUACUGCAGAAAACAUCUUACCACUGCUGUGAAUCUAGAUCUUGUUGUGGAUAACAUCAUCAAGUCAGGCGUCGAUGUUGUUGUAGAAAUCGGACCUACUGGAGUUCUUUCGAAUUUAUUGGGCAAGAAAAACUCAAAAAUUGUUGUGAUCCCAACAUGUGGAACAAAAAAACACCCCAAAGCCUCAUUAUCCGAUUGUAUUGGAGAACUUUGGUGUUGCGGAAUUGAUAUUCGUCCGUUGUUUCCGAAAUUGAAGAUUGAUGGCAACGCACCCGGAUAUUGUUUUGAUGAAGUACAAUUUGGUGGCCACAAGAAGACCUUCCCUGUUUUAAAAUUCAAUUUUUACUCGGAAAAAUGGAGCAAAUUGAAUAAUUCAUUGUCUACUACAGCUGCUCUUUCUGAUUUUCAAAUAUAUGACAAGAAUAUUGGAUCAACUCAAACCUCGAAAAUCCUCGUCUAUCAUCUUGAAGGUUGUUCGGAUUCUCAUCAAAAUUAUUUUGAAGUGGAGAAAUUUCUAAAACAGUGUCAAUAUGAAACAUGUCUGUUUAUCACAUCCUCUGAUUCUGCAAGUGUUCACAUUAUUUUGGGACUGCUACGAUGCCAUCAAAUUGUUUCAAGAACCAAAAUCAAGUUUGUGGAGAACUUUGAGAAUCUGGAGCUCAAAAAAGUUGUCAGCAAUGCAAUUGCCUCGGAUGGCUUGUAUGUUCGUGUCACUUCGGAAGGGGUGUUCGAACAUGGCUUUUUGCAAAUCUCUCCGAACACGCAUUCGAUAAAAACGAAGAUGAGAGAGAAUGCGUUGGUGUUUGGAGCGAGUGGAUUUGUCGGCCAGUCUGCAUCUAGGCUGCUGCAUUCUUUUGGGACGAACGUUAUAGAAGUGUCGAGAAGCUCGAAAAUUUCCAGUGACAUCCGACACUUGAAAAGUGUUCAGGAGGUAUUGAAAAGUUUGAAUUUGAAGCACUUUGAUUAUGUUCUAAAUUGUGUUGGAAAAGAAUCCUCCUCGAAAAUCAACAAAACUUUUGAAGAACAAGAAGAAACGUUGACAACAAAAACAUAUGGAAAUUCAAAUAUUCUGAAAGCUCUCCAAGAGUACAACAUCAAAGUCGACAAGUAUAUCACUUUCUCAUCAUUGAGCUCUGUUAUUCCUCUUCUCGGAAAUUCAGACUAUGCCAGUGCCAAUUGUUAUGUAGAAGCUCUCAAAUCAACUUUCGUUCAGAAGCUAUUGGUCCUAUCGUUACCUCCACUGGUAGACAGUAGAAUGUAUGAAAAAUCCACGGAAUCCACAAAAGAUAUGCUCUCUAACUUGUCAAUGAACUCGGAAGAACUAGAUAAUGCUCUCAAAAUUGCGCUUCUCACUGAAACUGAAGGAACUUUAUUCGUUUCACUGGAAGAUCCUGCCCAAAUCGCUAGAAAGAGUUUGAGCUAUCACAGGAGAGAUGAAAUAGGAGAGGUUCCUGAAAAUGAACAACGCGAAUGUCUUGUAACCUCAAUCCGCAACAUCUGGAAGGAGACACUUGGACAAUCUUUAGGGAUUGACAUCUCAUCAAACUUUUUCUCCCUUGGUGGAGACUCACUGAGUGCACUUCAAGUUGUUUGGCAAGUUCAGAAGAGAACUGGGAAAACUAUUGAAGUCAACGAUUUGUUCAAUAAUCCAACACUUCAACAAUUCACCGACUUCGUUCAAAUGUCAAAUUCCCAGUUUCGACCUUCCUGUCAUCAAGAUGACGAAAAAAUUCCCGACUUUAAUAAUAUCCAACUGACUCAUUCUCAAACUCAAAUGUUCAUGCUACGUCAAGUUGAUGUCACCUCCAGAUACAAUGUGAUUUUUGAAAUUGUCGUGAAAUAUGAUAUUUCAUUUUGCUGGAAUAGCUUGAAAUACUCGAUCCUCUCAUUGAUUGCCUAUCAAACCAGUUACCGGAGUGUUUUUGAAAACUCCAGACCACCCAUUCAAAAAGUUUGUUCCCUCACGGAAAGUUUUCAUAAUCUAGAUGACAGAUGGGAUUUGUUGGAUGCGAUAUCUCAAGAACUUUAUCAUUCAUUUGAAAUUGGGCAAACUACACCAUUAAGAGUACGAAUUGCGGAGGAUAGUGAUAACAAUCAAAUUCACAUUGUUUUCAAUCAACAUCAUAUUCUCACCGACGGCUGGUCUAUGACAGUUCUUGCUGACACCAUUAGCAAGCUGUAUACUUCGUUUAAACUGAAAACUGUUUUCCCAUUGAAGUCGAAUCAGUCGGUUGCUAAACUUGCAAUCCAACAAUGUGUGGAGAAUCUUCAGGAAGCGGUUGAUAAUGCAUCCAAAUACUUUGAGAACGAGAAUCACACUAUUAUCCCAUACGACGUGUCUGCUGUAAAAGAAGAAAACCACAAGCGUUUCAUAAAGAGAAUUCCAACAAGGAUCUGGUCAAAAAUCGUGGAUAUGUCGAAGAAAUAUAGCACAACCACACACAAUAUUUGCCUGGCAGUUUUUUGUGAAUGCGUGCGUUCCUUCACUGGACAAACAGAUUUGAUGUUUGCGUUUGCGAAUUCUGGAAGGAAUUCAGAGAACAAAGAUCUUGUUGGAUAUUUUAUGAACAAUGCCUUGUUCAAAACAUCCAUCUCAGAAGAUGUUGAAAAGUUUGAAAAAAUAUUAACAAUCGUUUCCAAAUCACUUAAAGAUUGCCGUAAAUGUUCGAAUGUUCCAUUUCACACGCUGGUUGAACAAAAUAGAAAAUUGAAUGCGAUAUCGAUUUACUUUAACUUCCGUCAAAAAUUGGACUAUCCCAGUGUGAGCAUCCCCGGAGCUACAUGUGAAAUCAAACAUCUCUCCUUAAAUAACGCCUUCAGUUUCUCAUUCACAAUUGAUGAAACCCCGACCGGCCCUCUCAUUUCCAUAGACUACGAUAGCUCGAAAUAUUUUGAGUCUACGGUCAACUUGUUCUCCGAAACGUUUUUGAAAAAGGCAAAAUUUUCGUUUUCAAAAGCGCAAAAUAACAAAAUUAUACACGUUCGUCGGCGAGCCGACUUCCCCUCAUUUCUUUUCCAAAUUGACUUGUUGACCUCUUGGAAGCUAUUUUCGGACGAGUCGCCUGCACUUUUGCUCUCAUCAAACACCAUAAUGUACUCUGAACUGGCUGAGAUAAUUGAGAAAGUGGCAAAGUGCAUUCAAAAACAGUACCAAAUCGAGAGAGCUGCUUCAGUCAGAGAGGAUGAUAUAAUUGGAGUAUAUUCUAGUAAAACACCAAUUUCAAUUCUUGCUUGCUCGAUAUUGGGAGCCUCAUAUGCUCCAGUAGACCCCUCAUGGCCCGAAGAUCGACAACUAUAUGUGAAGAGCAAAGUGAAUAUCGUGUUUGAUGAGAGUCAUGAUGUCAAUUUCGAAGUUUUGAAUUUGCGAAGUUUCAAAACCAGAACUCAAUACGCCGGAAUAUACACAAUAUUCACCAGUGGCUCAACUGGUGUUCCAAAAGGUGUCUUUAUGGCCGAACAAUCGGUCUCCUCAUUUUUGACAUCAGCUACGAAACAAUGCAUGUUCCGUGAGAAAGUACGUGUUCUCGAUUCGGUCAAACAUGUGUUUGAUGUCAGUGUUUCAAACAUCUUUGGCCCGAUGCUCAAUGGUGGGUGUCUCAUUUCUGCUGACCACUCCACAACAAUAACCGACAAACUUCAAAAGUGUCAAUACGCGUUCUUACCCGCCGCCGUGUUCAAUGGAUUUACCAGCGAAACAAUGAGAAGGCUGAGAACCGUUGAGACGUUGACCAUCGGUGGAGAGACAGUCUCUGAUGCUGCACUGCAAUGUGCAUUGAAAAUGUAUCCGAAAAUGAGAAUCAUUCAAAUUUAUGGACCCACGGAGACUUGUGUGUGGUCCCUGACAAAUCGAUGUAGAAUUUCGGAGUCAGAAAAUGUUGGAGCAAAUUUAGGAGAGUCAAUGGAAAAUGAAUGUUAUCGAAUUGUAAAUGAUUCCAUUCGAGGUAUUCUCAAAGUUCAAGGAAUUUCACUGGCUCGCGGAUACUUUUCUUCUAAUCCUAAAUGCUUUGGCAAAAAUUACUCAACCGGCGAUGUGGUUGAUAGCCGAUCAGGAAUCGUUAAAUACAUUGGAAGAAUCGACAAUCAAGUAAAAUGGAAAGGCGCUAGAGUGGAUUUGACUGAGCUUGAAAAAGAGCUCCUUUUAUGCUUAGGCUUGCUUCAGGUUGCAAUUGUUUAUUCGAACCAAAUGCUUAUUGCUUUUCUGGCUGGAACUUCAACAGCAUUUCAAUAUUCUGACUUGAUUGCAAAAUUGCAAAACAAAACUCAUCUUCCUGACCAUUAUGUGCAAAUCGAUCAAAUGCCAUUGAAUUCCAGUGGGAAAAUUGAAAAGUCAACUUUAUUGCAGGCUUUUGAAAGUGUUCGCAAAUCAUACAAGCGAGAAAUGGUCCCGAUGAAAAAUUCGUUGGAAGAGAAGAUUGUCAAAGCAAGUGGUGACGUCUUGGGUCGCAAAACAGAAAUCACCGACAAAUUUUCUGAUGUCGGAGGAAAUUCAUUGACUGCUAUCCAACUUGCUCAUCGGUUGACUGAAGAGUUGAAAUUCGAUGUGAAAGCUCACGAAAUACUACAGUCCAACAAUUUUGGAGAUUUGAGCAAAACUUUGGCGAGUUCUGUAACCAAGCCAGAAUCAAAGGUUCCAAAUGUUAUAACCAAAUUGAGAGAGGUGCCCAACUCGAAAUUCAGCAUCUAUUUGGUUCAUGCAAUUGGAGGAACUAUCUAUCCAUACUACUCGUUCCUGCAAAUCUUCCCCAAAAACAUUUCCCUUUAUGGAAUCGAGUUUGAUUUAAAAUAUCCGUGUGGUGAUUUGAGAGAGCUCGCUCAUUUCUAUGCACAGGAGGUUGGGAUAAUUGGAAUUGAAAAACUAAUUUUUAAACGUCAGAUCGCUGCUCAUGCCGGCCAGAAGCAAAUCUUUGUCAUGGGCCACUCAAUGGGAGGAAUUAUGAGUCGUGAAAUCGUGGCAGAAUUGAAAAUCUGGGGAUACCAAAUACCAUUCGUAAUGCUUUUUGAUUCUUGGGUUCUUCGAACGAACGAGCUGGAUAUCGAAAAUAUUAAGCAAUUCAUCACUUACGUUUUCUCCGGCCUUCCAGAUAGUGAACAUCGAAUUGAUAGAGCGAUCAAACUCGCUCAACUUCUCCGAGAAUACAAGACCUCCGUGUCUGAUACCAAACUAUACCUGUUCAAAAGCAAACAACUUGGAGAUGUAGUUUGCAAAGAUUUUCAGAAUCUCCUCAUUCUUUUACAUUUUUACAGAGUGGAUCUGAACGAGGAACUGUCCAGAUCAAUGACUUGCAACGGUUUUGAUGAGCUCUCUUUGCAACCAAUCGAAACAUAUUUGAUUGAUGGUGAUCACGAGUCGUGCUUGAAAGUGGAGAACUUGAAGAAGGUGAAGGAUUUCAUUCUCGCUCCAUUCAAACCGUAUUUCGAUCAAGCUUAA
Molecule: messenger RNA, 23442 nt
Organism: Caenorhabditis briggsae
Lineage: Eukaryota; Metazoa; Nematoda; Chromadorea; Rhabditida; Rhabditidae
Exons: 28
Coding region: 1-23442 (7813 amino acids)
Biological process (GO): fatty acid biosynthetic process
Molecular function (GO): fatty acid synthase activity; phosphopantetheine binding; 3-oxoacyl-[acyl-carrier-protein] synthase activity
Source: RefSeq, a predicted model, not a curated record